Messenger RNA from Linum tenue, 1356 nucleotides. Lineage: Eukaryota; Viridiplantae; Streptophyta; Magnoliopsida; Malpighiales; Linaceae. The record is from the annotation of a GenBank genome assembly.
UUGCGCAAGAAGAUCAACUGUUUUGUGGAUGAUAACCUAGAAAGAGGAGGAGAUAACUCCUAUGCCCUUGAGGGCUAUAGAGCGAUCAAGGAUUUUGGUGGUGAUCUUCUCCAAGAACUAUGCUUCCUCCCAUGGCGUGUGGAUGAAUUGGCCAAAAUCCUUGAUUGCCGGAACAAAUAUGGGCUUGUUGUUCUGCCGGUUUUCUAUUGUGUAGGCCCAUGUGAGGUUGAUAAGCAGAACGAGAGGUUUGCAGAUGCUAUUUUUGAGUUUGAACUGAAUUUCAAGGACAAAUUGGACAAGGUGCCAAGAUGGAGAAGUGAGCUAACCAGGGCAGCUAGUAUAUAUGGAUGGGACUACCAAGUUAUUAGGCCUAAAUCCAUACUUGUGAAUGAAAUUGUGGAAGACAUUUUGAAGAAGCUUAAUGGUGCAUCCUCUGGUAAGACCACAAUUGCCCAAGGUUUUUACAGCGAUAUCUAUGCUACAUAUGAAGGUUGCUGCUUCUUUGAAAAUGGUCGGGAAGAGGCAAAACAUCAUGGUGGACUAGUUCACUUGAGAAGAAAAUUUCCGUCACAGAUAUUAGAGGAUCAGAAUCUACAUUAUUCCACCACCACCACCACUACACUAGGAUCCACCUUCACUGUGAAGAGGAUCCAACGCAAGAGGGUUUUGCUUGUUCUUGAUGACGUGAAUGAUGUUGCUCAAGUGGAGUUCCUUAUUGGAAUGUGUGACUUAUUUGAUCCUGAAAGUAGAGUCAUUUUAACAUCUAGAGAUAAGCAAGUGCUCGAAAACUGGGUGGAUGAGAUCUAUGAGGUUCAAAGUUUAGAUCAUUGUGAAGCUCUUCUUCUCUUCUCUUCCAAAGCCAUUAGGAGGAACUGCCCCAUGAAAGAUUUUGUGGAGGAAUCCAACACGGUGCUGAAUUAUUUACAAGACAACCGUUUAGCCCUUAAAGGAACCGAACAUGUUGAAGGGAUUUUCUUGGAUGUUUCUGGAAUCAGUGCUAUGGAAUUGGGUCGUCAAGCAUUUUCAAGGAUGCAUAAUCUGAGAUUGUUGAAAGGCUAUGAUUGUGAGGUUAAAGAUAGUCAUAAGAAGUUUCUUGCAACAGCCAUUGAAUCCACUACUUGCUUUCCCGGGAGCAAAAUUCUUGUGUGGUUUUGCUGUCAUAGUUUUGGAUGCUCGCUAACUAUGCAGCUGCCUUCAAAUUGGACGAGCUGUGGAUUUUGGGGCUUAUCAGUCUUUGUUGUUCUAGAUUUCAAGAAGCAUCAUUAUUACUACUAUGACUAUGAUAUCCAACUCAAGUGUACAAUUCGGCUCAAGGCCCAUGGUGUUGAUUCAGCAGUAGCUGUCCAUCACUGCUAG